AUGCCCGAACUCAACAACGCUGCGGAGAAAGGUAAGCCUCUCCGCCGCAAGUCCCAGAUGCUGGAUGAAUUUGUCACGGGGGAGUUGUCCACUGCGCCAAUAGCGGAGCCAUCCGUCGGCUCUACUAUCAUCGACUCCCACCGUGUUGUCAAGUCCGCGCGUGAUCGGUGCGAGGAGCGGAAGAGGCAGGAGUACGUGGGCAAUAACUUUGUUAGGCUGCUGGAUGUGGGCAAGAAGAAGGCGAGGGAGAGGAAGUGCCGGGGUGGGAGAGAGACGAGCGGUAGGGGCCGUGAGGACCGGUCGAGCCCCACGGGGAAUACAGAGAGGUUGAUGAAGAGGGUUGAUAGAGUGGGUAAGAGCGCGAAGUUGUUGGAGAGGAGUUGGAACAGGAGCGGUGA
Molecule: messenger RNA, 398 nt
Organism: Tuber aestivum (summer truffle)
Lineage: Eukaryota; Fungi; Ascomycota; Pezizomycetes; Pezizales; Tuberaceae
Source: the annotation of a GenBank genome assembly